Messenger RNA from Penicillium lagena, 1737 nucleotides. RefSeq lists its product as uncharacterized. The transcript is spliced from 4 exons. Gene Ontology annotation, molecular function: NADH dehydrogenase activity. The record is from RefSeq and is a predicted model, not a curated record. NCBI's taxonomy places the organism in Eukaryota, Fungi, Ascomycota, Eurotiomycetes, Eurotiales, Aspergillaceae. Bases 1 to 1737 code for a protein of 578 amino acids.
AUGGCUGGCAGUUCGCUGGCAAUCCGCUCCAUGGCUACCAUGCAGCUACCGUCGUUGUCGCGCCGGACCAUCUCGACCUCCAGCGCGCUCCGCACGAAGCUGCUGCGCCCGACCAGCUUUUCUCAACCCUCCCGCAUUACACGCCGCACCUACGCUGAUGCGGCGCCCACGCCCACACCGAACCCUGCCCCGAAGCCCAAGAAGCGCUUCCGUUUGUUGCGCUGGUCCUGGCGCUUGACCUGGCUCGCUGGUGUCGGUCUGACUGGUGCUCUUGGCUACAGCAUAUACACCCUGCGUCACCCGGAGGAGCAAUUCGAAGUCGACCCGGAGAAGAAGACGCUGGUCAUUCUCGGAACCGGUUGGGGCUCCGUCUCGCUGCUCAAGAAGCUCGACACCGAGAAUUACAAUGUCAUCGUCGUCUCCCCCCGCAACUACUUCCUCUUCACCCCCCUGCUGCCGUCAUGCACUACUGGUCUGAUCGAGCACCGCUCGAUCAUGGAGCCCAUUCGGAACAUCCUGCGUCACAAGCAAGCGACCGUCAAGUUCUACGAAGCUGAGGCGACCAAGAUCGACUACGAGAAGCGCGUUGUGUACAUCAGUGAUGACUCCGAGAUCAAGGGCGACAUCUCCCACACCGAGGUUCCUUUCGAUAUGCUUGUGAUUGGUGUGGGUGCGGAGAACGCGACUUUCGGUAUCCAAGGUGUCCGGGAACACUCCUGCUUCCUGAAGGAGGUCAAUGACGCUCAAAACAUUCGGAAGCGUAUCAUGGAUUGCGUCGAGACCGCGAUGUUCAAGGAUCAGACACCCGAGGAGGUCAAGCGCCUGCUGCACAUGGUUGUGGUCGGCGGUGGCCCGACUGGUGUCGAAUUCGCGGGCGAGCUGCAGGAUUUCUUCAACCAGGACCUGAAGAAGUGGAUCCCGGAGAUCAAGGACAACUUCCACGUUACGCUCGUGGAGGCACUGCCCAACGUUCUGCCCAUGUUCUCGAAACAGCUGAUUGACUACACCGAGUCCACCUUCAAGGAGGAGGAGAUCACCAUUCGCGCCAAGACCAUGGUCAAGAAGGUGACGGAUAAGUACAUCGAGGCGGAGGUGACCAAUCCCGACGGAUCCAAGGAGCUGGAGACUAUCCCCUAUGGUCUGCUGGUCUGGGCCACCGGUAACGCCGUGCGCAACGUGGUGCGCGACCUGAUGAGCCAAAUCCCUGCGCAGAAGGACUCCCGCCGUGGCCUUGCGGUCAAUGAGUACCUGGUGGUGAACGGCGCUGACAACAUCUGGGCCGUUGGCGACUGUGCCAUUAACAAUUACGCGCCGACCGCCCAGGUCGCCGGCCAGGAGGGUGCCUUCCUUGGCCGUCUGUUUAACAUCAUGGCCAAGACCGAUGCCAUCGAGAAGGAGCUGAAGAGUCUGUCCGAAGCCCAGUCCCAGGCCAAGGACGACGAGACACGCAACCGGGUCUUUGACGAGAUCCGCGAGCGCCAGAAGCAGCUCCGGAGAAUCAAGCAGAUCGGGCCCUUCCAGUACUCCCACCAGGGCAGUCUGGCCUACAUCGGCAAGGAGCGCGCCGUCGCCGAUAUCAGCUGGCUGAGCGGCAACAUCGCCAGCGGUGGCACCAUGACCUACCUUUUCUGGCGCAGUGCCUAUCUGAGCAUGUGCUUCAGCACUCGCAACCGUGUCCUGGUCGCCCUCGACUGGGUCAAGGCUAGACUGUUUGGCCGUGACGUCUCCCGAGAGUAA